AUGACCGUAUUGCUUGCGCAUAAACAAGAAUUUUUUCGUUUAAUCGCAUAUACGCAACGAAGAUUUUGGCACGAGAAUUACGACGAGUACGAGAAAAAGAUUUAUACGAAUUGCAAACGUAAAUGUACCGUCUUUGUUUGUUUCGUUAUAUUCACCACCAAAGCGACCCUUAUUUGUUACGCCCUUAGUCCAAUUCUUGAAAAUAUUGGAAGGAACGAGUCGGAGAGGGAGCUUCCAUUUAAUAUGUGGGUUGAUCUACCACUGACAAUGUCCCCAUACUAUGAAAUAACUGUCAUGGUACAGCUCGUGACAUUGUACUAUAUUGGAGUCGGCUAUUUCUGCUUCGACAAUCUAUUAUGCGUAAUGAAUCUACACUUGGCUACUCAAUUUCAAAUACUGCAAUAUAAAAUGACCCGCGUAACCGAUUUAACGAAUAAAAAGAAGGGAGAAACAAAUCCACAAUCGUUCUCAGGAUCGUCGGCAAAUAAAUAUUACACCGUCUUUAAGAAGUAUAUUCAACAACAUCAAGCUCUCAUAGCUUAUUGUCGCAAACUGGAAUCGGUAUUUAAUUUGCCUGUUUUGGCGCAAGUGCUGGCGUUCAGCUUGGUAAUGUGUCUCGAUGGAUACCAGAUACUUAUGCCAGGGGCACCUAGCAGAACACGUUUCAUCUUCAGCUUCCAAUUAAUAGCCUGUCUAUGCCAACUACUGAUGUUCACCUACAGCUGUGACUGCAUCAUGCAAGAAAGCGCGAGCAUAGCUUUGGCGGUGUAUAAAGGACCUUGGUUAUUUUUGCCUGCAACCGAAAGCGGUAUGAUGAUGCGAAAAGACAUGAUACUCGUUACUAUAAGAUCUGGCGUACCUUGUUGCAUAACAGCCUAUGGAUUCUUCGUCGUGUCUCUAGAAACAUACACUCGGGUUUUAAGUACUGCGGUAUCAUAUUUCACACUGUUAAGACAAACUACACAGGAGACCCUCUAUUCGUCGCAGAGAUUUCGCGCUGAUCUACGCCGUUGGAGCGCUUUCCAUUGGGGAAAUUUUAGCAAUCAGGAUCGAGAAGAAAGGAUCGUCAUGCAUACCGAACGAUACACGGACAUAUCCAUUAAAAUAUCACGGCUGCUGCUGAAAAUCGCGGGUAUUUGGAAAUCGGCGAACAAAACCGAAGAUAGGCAAAGAAAAUUCGGGGUAUUCUAUACCAUGAUUACAAGCGCUUAUAGCAUGUACGUGAACGUCGCGGAUAUUUUUCACAAUUUGAACGAUUUGGACCGUUGCAUCUUCCUGGCAGCCAACGUAUUGAACACGAUAUUGGCGAUAUUUAAAAUUUCGAUAAUAAACUUUUAUAAAACGGAAUUCUCUUAUAUAAUCGUAUAUGCUCAAAAGCAUUUUUGGCACUCGAAUUAUGAUCUCGACGAGAAGAUACUUUUCGCUGAAUGCAAGAAAGUUUGCAAACUGUGGUCGCUAUUUGUAAUCCUUGUUAUACAAAUUAUUGUCUCCUUCUAUGCAGUUGCGCCGAUCAGCGCGAACAUUAGAAGCAAUGGCUCGGAGAGGACGCUUCCGGUGACAAUGUGGGUCGAUCUGCCGAUAUACGUGACACCGUAUUACGAAAUAAUGUUCGUCAUUCAGCUAGCGUCUGUGCAACAAAUCUGUGUAGCCUAUAUGGCCUGCGACAACUUCUUAUGCGUACUGAAUAUGCACGUGAUCUGCCAAUUCCGCAUGCUCCAUAACAGGCUCUUCAAUCUAUGGAAGAUCAUCGACCAGCAAACGGAUAAGAUCGAUUACGCCGACAAGUGCUACGCAGCGUUGAAACAAUGCAUUCGGCAGCAUCAGUCGUUGAUCAAAUUCUGCGAAAGGCUCGAGUAUGUUUAUAGGUUACCGAUCUUCUGCCAUAUAGUCGUCUUUAGCUUGCUGAUGUGUUUCGACACGUACGAGAUACUUUUGGCAGAUGUAUCCGCUGGUACGCGACUGAUCUUCGUGUUUCACAUUAUCGGUAGCUUUAUCCAUAUCAUUUUCUUCACCUACACUUGCCACGGCUUGACAGAGGAAAGUUCGAAUAUCAGCUUGGCAACGUACUCAGGCUGGUGGACGACUUUGCCAAUGACGAAAACUGGCAGAAUGUUACGAAAAGACAUGAAGAUGAUGAUAAUGAAAUCAACGCGACCAUGCUAUCUGACCGCCGGUGGAUUCUUUCCUGUAUCUUUGGAAACAUCUACCGCGCUGAUGAGUACCACGAUGUCAUACUUUACGCUCAUGAGGGAAUCGUCUUUGAAAAUGAAGAAUGAAUAA
Messenger RNA from Bombus pascuorum, 2280 nucleotides. RefSeq lists its product as uncharacterized. Gene Ontology annotation, biological process: sensory perception of smell; detection of chemical stimulus involved in sensory perception of smell. Gene Ontology annotation, cellular component: plasma membrane. The record is from RefSeq and is a predicted model, not a curated record. Lineage: Eukaryota; Metazoa; Arthropoda; Insecta; Hymenoptera; Apidae. The transcript is spliced from 12 exons. Gene Ontology annotation, molecular function: olfactory receptor activity; odorant binding. Bases 1 to 2280 code for a protein of 759 amino acids.